Exophiala aquamarina CBS 119918 is the source of this 1149-nucleotide messenger RNA. RefSeq lists its product as uncharacterized. Gene Ontology annotation, biological process: lipid homeostasis. The record is from RefSeq and is a predicted model, not a curated record. The coding region runs from base 1 to 1149 and encodes 382 amino acids. The transcript has 2 exons. Gene Ontology annotation, cellular component: endoplasmic reticulum; membrane. NCBI's taxonomy places the organism in Eukaryota, Fungi, Ascomycota, Eurotiomycetes, Chaetothyriales, Herpotrichiellaceae.
AUGCGCGAUCCCCUUCCACCUCCGCCACCUUGGCUGGUCGAAUUCACCAAGCCGUACGCCGAAGCGCUCUAUCUUCCUUCUUUGCCUUAUCACAUUCACGAGGUCCUAUUUGCGUUCAUACUUUACCAAUCCACUCAAUCCUUCUUCUCGCCUGUGCUUUCCAACCUGCUCUUUCCCCACAUCUACCCGAAGCUGACACGCCGAACCCGAAUCAACUGGGAUGUGCACGUGGUGUCUCUAUUGCAGUCAUGCCUGAUCAAUGGACUGGCGUUGUGGGUUAUGUUCAAAGAUGAGGAACGAUACGACAUGCAGCACAGUGCUGUUGAGCGGGUUUAUGGAUACACGGGAGCGUCUGGGCUCAUUCAAGCUCUGGCAACAGGAUACUUCGUCUGGGACAUCGUAGUCAGUACUCGCUACGUGAAGAUCUUCGGUCCCGGCAUCUGGGCGCAUGCCGUGACCGCCUUGUCGGUCUUCUCCCUAGGCUUCCGGCCGUUCUGCAACUACUACGGCCCAGUCUUUAUCCUGUACGAGCUGUCGUCACCCUUCUUGAACAUCCACUGGUUUUGCGACAAGCUCAACAUGACAGGGUCCAAACUCCAGUGGUAUAACGGAAUGAUCCUCUUGGGCACGUUCUUCGGCUGUCGACUACUUUGGGGCACCUAUCAGUCUUUGCGAGUCUACCAGGACGUUUGGCACACAAUGCAUCUAAACACUACAGCGCCCAUAUAUCGUGAGGUGCAUGACUCCCUGCACGCAUCCAUCUUUAGCCCAAGAGAUGGCCAGCUGUGCUUGGGUGAGACCAGCUGUCUCCUGGCUCAGACCGAGGUGAUGCAGUUCGUAGGAUCGCACACUCAAGCCGUGCCACUCUGGCUUGCUGGCACUUAUCUGACAUGCAAUUUGGUCUUGAAUUCUUUGAACUUUUACUGGUUUGGAAAGAUGAUCGAGACGGUUCGCAAGAGGUUUGACGGAAAGCCUAAUGAUGAACUCAAACGAGCGCCCAAUCGAAGAGCUAGCAUGGUGGAAGAAAUGGCCACCGAAUUAGACUAUGAGACCUUGUCGGGACCAAAAACCCCUUUCGAGGAGAAGGGUGAUGCAUUUACAACGAGUGCCGCUGUGGCAGCCAACAAGGCGGAGGUGAAGAGGCGAUGA